Molecule: messenger RNA, 860 nt
Organism: Aspergillus affinis
Lineage: Eukaryota; Fungi; Ascomycota; Eurotiomycetes; Eurotiales; Aspergillaceae
Exons: 1
Source: RefSeq, a predicted model, not a curated record
AUGAAGGGAUUACACGGAGGUAUCCCCAUCGCGGUCCUUGCCGCCGUGGCUAGGGCUCAGGUCGAUGUGAUCGGCGGAUCUGACGGCUUCGACUCCGGCAACGCGGGAGGUGUUAUCACCGAGAAUGAUUUUGGCCGGGCUACCCAUGAGGUGAACAAGGAUGACCACCACGUGGAUAUCAACACCAAGACCAAGGUCGAUGUGGAUUACGACGCCUACCCCGACCCGUACUGGCACCACUGGCACCCGGAUGGUCGGCCUCACUGGCGCCGUGGCCACGGGGGUGACACCACUGUGAUCGGAGGGCCCAAUGGUAUCGACACCGGAAAUGACGCAGCCUUGCCCACGAAGAAUGAGGCCGUGUCCAGCGUCAAGGAAACGAACCUUGACGACCACUCCGACCAUUUGAAGGCCAGCGCCAAUGUCGAUGUGAACUCGCACUGGCACCAUUGGAAGCGUCAGCCAAGCCGCUGGAACCCGCCUGCCACCGUGAUUGACGGCCCUGGCGGCAUUGACACUGGCAACAGUGCUUCUCUGCCGACUACCAACAAGUUUGCCUCGUUCUACAAGGAGCACAACAAGGAUGACCACUCUGUCGACAUCGACCAGAAAUUCAAGUAUGACUACGAUGUGCACGGCCACCCUUACCCAGUACCCGUGCCUGCGCACCCCUGGAAGCGUGACCCCAGCCACCACCACCCGCCUGCUACUGUGAUCGAUGGUCCUGGCGGUAUUGACACUGGCAACAGUGCUUCUCUGCCGACUACCAACGAGUUUGCCUCUUUCUACAAGGAGCACAACAAGGAUGACCACUCUGUCGACAUCGACCAGAAAUUCAAGUAUGACUACGAUGUACACGG